This is a messenger RNA of Spodoptera exigua (beet armyworm), 984 nucleotides long. Lineage: Eukaryota; Metazoa; Arthropoda; Insecta; Lepidoptera; Noctuidae. The record is from the annotation of a GenBank genome assembly.
CCCACCUCCGCGAUUGGCCGCCGAGCCUGCGAAGGCUUUGAACAGCGCUUCAAAUUUUUAAAUUUAGAAAGUUUGGCUCAGUGUUUGUGAUUGGUUUUGUACGAGGCAUAAUGUCGGCAGUGUUAUAAGAUCAACCAUGUCUAGAUUAGCAUGCCUGCUGGCGGUAGCUGGUGCCGCGUCUGCGCAGCUGACACUGGAUGGCAUCAGAUGCGGGCAACUGGUCUGCCAGCUCGAAGAGUACUGCUCGCCGGACACCAACCGGUGCGCCCCUUGCAGCGUUGCUUGCAAUAAAACGAGCCACAACUACGAUGCUGGCCUCUGCAUCAAAGAGUGCCAAGGUUACCUCCUCGAUCUGAGGUACAUGCGAAGGUCAGAGGAAACACAUCCUCCAGGGGAUCUGAGCGGUGUGCAGCGACAAGCGCAGACUGCUCUGAUCAUCAGCGCCGUGGCACUCGCAAUCUUGGUGCUCGUCCUCAUCAUUGUCUGCAGGGGCAAGUUCUCAUGGCGAUACAUCAAGCAGAAAUUUCAGCCGGCCAAGAACCGCGUGAAGCAGUACCCAAACGACCUGACACAUCACAACCCACACGCGGAGAUGCCGAAACCUAAGCACGAACUGAAACUGGAAAUACGGAACCCCGAUCCAGCGAAACGACCGCAACAGCCUCUGAAUGUAAGGGACCUUGAAACAAGGACUUCGAUAACGGAGAAGAGUCAGGGAGCGACUACGCCGAAAACGAUCAGUACUGCACUUAGUAACCGACAUCCAGCCGAAGACACGACUUUAGAUUUCUCGUACGAUAACAUGGGAAUGAAUGUGACGCCGCCCGAGCAACCCGCGACCAGCCACAAGUUCUGAGGAACGGCUGUUAGCUUCGGCAGUGCGACCAUCAAGUUCAUACACCGCAAUCUCAGUACUGCCACGUCAGAAAGUUAGUCCAACAAAAGUUUCAAAAGACUCUUAAGAUAAUCAUUAAAUAUAUCAAC